Molecule: messenger RNA, 1750 nt
Organism: Phyllopteryx taeniolatus (common seadragon)
Lineage: Eukaryota; Metazoa; Chordata; Actinopteri; Syngnathiformes; Syngnathidae
Gene: serpine3
Product: serpin peptidase inhibitor, clade E (nexin, plasminogen activator inhibitor type 1), member 3
Exons: 9
Coding region: 16-1629 (537 amino acids)
Biological process (GO): negative regulation of endopeptidase activity
Molecular function (GO): serine-type endopeptidase inhibitor activity
Source: RefSeq, a predicted model, not a curated record
AUAGCGUACUCCUGUAUGUUAUGUUCAUGGAAGACUGUCUUUGAUUUUAGCUUGUAUGAGAGUGUGGAAGGAUUGUGGAGGGCGGGAGUAAUCUCCCUGGCACCGCCCACCCGGUGGUUCCCUGCAGCCGCGGAGGCCGGCGCCCAUCGCGUACCCCCGGCUGACCGGCCUUGGCUGGUACGGAAGUCGGUGGUACGGACAUCGCCGCCAGAGUCCGCCACCACCGCCGGCAGCAGCAGGAUCUUGGACCUGAGGGCCCCCCCCUCUUUAAAGUGGUCUCAUGAGUCAGUGCAGGAAAGAGCGAACAACUGCAAGCAGCUGGAAGCAGAACUUUUGAACAUUGAGAUGUGUCGCCUGCCUGCGUCCGCCAUCCUGGCUGUACUCUGCUUGGCGUCCCCGCUCCACAGCAGCAGUAGCCUCCAGGUCGGCCUGAGGUAUCGACAGGGCAGCUUCGCUGUGGCCUUGUAUCGUGCCGUGGCCGACGCUCGCGCCGACGCCAACCUGGUGGUGUCGCCGUUCGGCGUGGCCGCCGCCCUGGGACUACUGCAGCUCGGCGCCCGGGGCAACACCAGGGCCCAGCUGGAGGCCGGCCUGGGUUACGACGUCAACGACGCUCAGGUUCGAGAGCUGCUGCUGCUGCAGUGGCAUGCUGAGAUGAGCAACAGCAGCAGUCCAAUGGCGCCCCAGGGCGCGUGGCUACGGCAGACGUGCAUCCUGUUGGUGCAGAGAAGCAUCAAACUCGCUGCUGGAUUCGCUCAGAAUGUUGAAGCCUGGGCAGAUGUCAGCGUGAUGAGAGAUAACCAACUGCAGAACAACAACACGCGCAAAGACGAGACAUGGUUCCCCCUGCAGGCCGGAAGUAGCAGUGGUGACCUGUCUGGGUCUGGCGAAGUUCAACAUGCGGAGGCUUCAUCAUUGUUAUCGUCAACGCCAUCAUCAUCAUUAUCAUCCAGCCAGCAGAUGACGGUGUUGAGCACGGUGGCAUUCCGGGGCGCAUGGCAAAAGCAAUUUCACGCCGUCAACACACACAACCUCCACUUCCUGCUCCUGGAUGGCACGACUAUCAAAGUACCCAUGAUGCACCAGGCUACUGAGGUCCGCUUUGGUCAGUUCCUAACGCUAUCAAACCAAAGGUACUCGGUCCUUGAUCUUCCCUAUUCGGGUCUGUCACUGAGCCUCCAGGUGGUCCUCCCUUUGGAUCGUAAGAUCCCUCUGUCCUCCUUGGAGGCUCAGCUGAGCUUUCACCAAGUGUCCUCUUGGGAGGCCGGCCUACGCAGGACCAAGAUGGACGUCUUCCUGCCCAGGUUUAAGAUGCACAACAAGCUGAACUUGAGGUCCACACUUCCUGCUGUGGGAAUCAGAGACGCCUUCAACCCGACAGAUGCAGACUUUUCGGGAAUUUCAGCUGAGGACUCACUCUAUGUGUCCGAUGCCUUCCACGACGUCACCAUCGAAGUCACGGAGGAAGGAACCAAGGCGGCCGCCGCCACAGCCAUGGUGCUACUGAAGCGUUCUCGCUCUCCCGUCUUCAAGGCAGACCGCCCUUUCCUGUUCCUGCUGAGGCACAUUAAAACAGGAUCCAUUUUGUUUAUGGGCCGAGUGAUGAACCCCGCCGACCAAUCUCUUUGAGAUGUUUGUGAUGUGACACACAUACAUCCACACACAGUAUUUAUUUUGCAGGCACUUCUGGAAGAGGGACUAUUUUUGUAAAUGUGUAAAUAAAAUUUUAAUACAUUUUUUUUUUACACUU